UUUCUUCUUUACCCUCAAUUUAGUACGCACGUUCCGAUCAUUUCUAUAUAAUUUCAACCACAUCUGCGAAAAACACAAUUUUACACUCUUUCUAACUGGACUAUAACCGAACCAUCGAAGCACACUUAUCUGAGUGAUGGCAAACAGAUGACAAAGUGCCAUAGCGCAGUCGUGAAUCGACAAUUACGUUGGCGGGAACGAAUGAUGCUGCGUGAAUCGACAGUUGUGUUGGCGGGAACGAAUUAUGAUGCGUGAUUGGACCGUUUCGUUGGCGGGAAAGAAUUUUAUGCGUGAACUGACAGUUGUGUUGGCGGGAACGAAUUAUGAUGGGUAAAUUGACAGUUUCGUUGGCGGGAACGAAUUAUGAUGCGUGAAUGAUUACUUCGUCUUCAGAAACACUUUUAUCUAUGGACGAAGUUUUUCAAAAAAAUACCGUAGAAUCGACGACGAUUAGUAAAUCUCAAAUUUCGGUAAUCGAAAAGAAAAUUAAAAACAAAAAUUCGAAUACAGAUUUUUCUUCUAUAUUAGUGGAAACGGGUUUUGCCGCUGGUGAAAAAGCAGCAAAAGAAGAUAAUUGCGUGAACGAAAUUAAGAAAACGGGGGAAAUUGGAGACUGCAUCACCCAAGAAAAGGCGAUCGAUAAAAACAAAGACAAAAAAAAUGCAGGUUUGAAUUUAGAUGAUUAUAAGAUAAAAUCGGAUCAUUUUAUGUCUACGAGAAUCGAUUGUGAACAAUCCACAACGAAAAUCGAUGUAAAAUCAUCGAUACGAAAAAUAUUACCGGGGAAGAAAAAAAGUUUGAAGACAACAGUAUCCAAAAAAGAAUUUAUUGAUUCCGAUGAUGAUAAAAUCGACGAAACAUACGACAAAAACGAUAAUUUAGAAGCGCAAGUUAAUAAAAUAAUAAGUCGGGUCGAAGAUAUUUACAGUCAAUUAGACGAAAUUCAAGUAACGACUAAGGAAAAUUCAACGAUACCGAUAUUUCGAGAAUAUUCUUCGAUCGAACAAAAAAUACCGAGUCAAGAAUUUCUACCGCCGUUUUUGGACGCGGUGAAACGAUCGAAAAAAAUAACGAAAUCGUCGAAUGAAUUAGUAAAAAGCGCCUCCUAUUACAACAUAUUGAAAUUUUUAGACUCCCUCACCGACAUACACACCGACACCGCCAUCGAAAUCCACAAAACGACCGAGAUAUGUUACGCCAGCAGCGUACCGACGACCGUCCAUUUCAUUUCGAUGGAUCACCGCGCCACCCUCGGCGACGACGUCAAAGAAUUAACCGAAAAACCGAGCUGCCUCAAAAAACACUCCGGCGACGUUUGCAAAUGCGCCAAACCAAAGCGAGUUUCGUUCUCGAUGAAAAAUCAACCGGAAAUUACCGAAUUAGAUCGAGGUGAUAACCCGAAUAAAUCGAAUAACAUCGUCGUUAUUUGCGAUAAAAGACAAACGAUCGACGUCAGCACCGAUACGAAUCGAAACAACGAAUCGAUUAAUAUCGAUAAUUCGAUUGAAUUAACCGAAUCGACGUCCGAUGUAUCGCUGGCGACGGCGCAAUCGACGCCGAAAAUAAAAGUAUUUUACGACGAAAAAGAAGAGGAAAUUUUAUCGGAAGGUUUUUAUAACGAUAAAUCGAUUAUUCGUCGGAACGAAAAUCGAAACGACAAACCCAAAGUUGUCAUUUUCAGGGAAAUCGAUUUGUCGAAAUUGAUAAGGCGACCGAAGUAUCUGCAAAAAUUCACCAACACAUCGGAUAUUAUAUCGGCGAAUCGAUUUUUAUUAACGAAACAUUCCGUCGAUGAAAAUAACGUUUUUUUAUUAAAUUCCUUUUACGCUAUCGUCUAUCUCCUGAUGUUCGCCGCUUUCAAUAUGGAAUAUAAUUGUUUUUGAGAAAAAAAAAUAAAUAAAAACAUUCGUCGAUCAAUUGGUAUUAUCGAUAUGGAGCAAUCGCCCCCUCGUACGCGCCGCAUUUCGAUUGACAGUAGUAGUAAAACCUCGCCCUAUAUAUAACGGACCCCGUAU
Molecule: messenger RNA, 2015 nt
Organism: Diorhabda sublineata
Lineage: Eukaryota; Metazoa; Arthropoda; Insecta; Coleoptera; Chrysomelidae
Exons: 5
Coding region: 375-1883 (502 amino acids)
Source: RefSeq, a predicted model, not a curated record